This is a messenger RNA of Xiphophorus couchianus (Monterrey platyfish), 1898 nucleotides long. RefSeq names its product CWC27 spliceosome associated cyclophilin (gene cwc27). The transcript has 14 exons. The coding region runs from base 194 to 1615 and encodes 473 amino acids. NCBI's taxonomy places the organism in Eukaryota, Metazoa, Chordata, Actinopteri, Cyprinodontiformes, Poeciliidae. The record is from RefSeq and is a predicted model, not a curated record. Gene Ontology annotation, cellular component: catalytic step 2 spliceosome. Gene Ontology annotation, molecular function: peptidyl-prolyl cis-trans isomerase activity. Gene Ontology annotation, biological process: protein peptidyl-prolyl isomerization; protein folding.
AUAAACAUUACACUAGCCAACAUGGUUGUGGGAAGGGAAUCAUAAUCAUUUUCACAUUUACGAAAAGCAAUUCUCGAUUUAAGUAUAAUUCACUUUCUUGCUACUAAUUUUUUUUGUAUGAGCAAAGCGUUUAAAGGUGAACUAACACGGUUCUCCCUAUAUUACACAACAAACGUAUUAGCUCCGCUGCAGAAUGAGCAACAUUUACAUCCAGGAGCCUCCCACGAGUGGAAAGGUCCUGUUGAAGACCACGGCCGGGGAGAUUGAUAUCGAGCUGUGGUCCAAAGAGGCUCCUAAAGCAUGCAGAAACUUUGUGCAGCUGUGCAUGGAAGGGUACUAUGAUGGGACCAUUUUCCACAGAGUGGUUCCGGAUUUCAUCAUUCAGGGGGGGGAUCCUACCGGCACUGGAACAGGUGGAGAGUCCAUCUACGGCCGCCCAUUCAAGGAUGAGUUCCACUCCCGGCUGCGCUUCAUUCGGCGGGGGUUGGUCGCCAUGGCGAACGCCGGGCAGCACGACAACGGCAGUCAGUUUUUCUUCACGCUGGCGCGCGCGGACGAGCUCAACAACAAGCACACAAUAUUUGGCAAGGUCACCGGAGACACGAUCUACAACCUGCUGCGGUUGGCGGAAGUCGAAUGCGAUGCAAACGAGCGGCCGCUGAAGCCGCACAAGAUAAGAACGGCCGAGGUGUUACACUCUCCUUUUGAUGACAUCACACCUCGGGAAACCAAAAAAUCAAGAAAGGAAAAGGAAAAGGAGGAAGUGAAAAAAUCCCAGUCCAAAGCCACAAAAAAUUUCAACCUUUUAUCAUUUGGAGAAGAAGCUGAGGAGGAUGAGGAGAUGGUGACUCAAGUCAGCCAGACAUUGAAGGGAAAAAGCAAAAGCAGCCACGACCUUCUGAAAGACGAUCCCAGACUCAGCUCUGUUCCAGCUGUGAAAGGAAAGAAGAAAGCCAGACCCGGGAAUGCGGCUAAUUCAGGCAGCGAGGCAGAUGAUGGCGAUGAGGAAUCCGACUCUGAAGAGAAGGAGAGGAUGAGAGAGCUCAUCAGUAAGAAACUUAAGAAAGAGAAAGAUGCAGAGAAAGCGGCUGAACUCGGCGAGGCGGAGACAGAGAAGAAGACCAGCCGCAGUGAUGAAUUAAAGAAGGAGGUCCGGCAGCUGAAGAAGGAACUACAGGCCAUAAAGCAAAGGAGAGAAGAGCGUUCAAACCCUCCUCCUGCAGAAGAAGUCAAGGAGGAGAAAAAGCCGAGCAGCGAGGCCGUGGCGGAGUACCUGGAGGAAAGGAAGAAGUACGAAGAGCUCCGGCAGCAGAAACGGAAAAAAGGCUCAAACAGAGAGGAGCAGACGUUGGCCCUGCUCAACGGCUUCAAGUCCAAGCUGUCGUCAGCCAUCACCGAGGGAGCAGAGGAGGAGGAUGUGGAGGAGUUGGCGGAGGAUGACGACAAAGGAUGGAUGGCCCACGUUCUGCAGUUCGACGAGCAGAGCAGGAAAGUCAAGGACGCCAACAUGCAGGACGAGGACACGUUCGAGAUCUACGACCCGCGCAACCCCGUCAACAAGCGCCGGAGAGAGGAGAGCAAGAAGAUCAUGAAGGAGAAGAAGGCCAAGAGGUGAAGUCCUGAGGUCAGGGGUCGCGCGCCGUCUCGCCCGGCCACUUUCCCGCCGCUUCGGAAACGCCUUUUCCCCCCCAAACAGUCUGUUAGGUUUGAACAUCUGGGCUCAGCUAAUCUGUGACUGAACAGCUGUUAUGGACAAACUGUAGAUGAUUAUUACAUGAAAUGCUUUUCACUUCUGACUUGUUUGGUUUGCGUUGUGUGUGUGUGUGUGUGGGGGGGGGGGGGGGGGGGGGGCUCUGUAAAGAUUUCCAGAAAGAUCAAAUAAACCACAUUUAUGUGAA